CGGCGCGGAUCCAGCUCCCCAUCUCUGCUCCUACACACACAAAAGAAAACAACUCUCGAUUGGAAGUUGUGGAAUUUUCUCAGCCCCUAAGAGGCGCGCGGAUGCUGCAGCCCUGGCCCUCCUCCCGCCAGUUUGAGGUCUCCUUCGCUCGCCAGCCCUGUUAGGGACCGCAGCCCCUCGGCCUCAGCUGGGUCUGUCCUCCCCGCGUUUGCCUUCGCCUUUGCCCUCGCCUUUUCCCCGGGCCGAUUUGGUGAACUCGGCCUCAAGUCCAGGAGGUCUGUCUUCGCCGGUCCAUCUCCCGCGGAACUGGGGAGCAGAGAGCAAAGGGAGAGGUUCGUGGAAGGGAGGGAAGUAGGGGUGGUGCGAACCCCCAGAGCAUCAAACUUGAAGGAGGCACAGUAGGUGACAGCAGCCGCUGCAAGUGGUGGUUGGGGACCCGCGAGGGGGCGCCGCUCUGGGUACGGUCCAGCUGCGCGGGCUUCCAAGCCCGGGAGGCAGCCGAGAGAACCUGGACACUGUUCCUGCUCCCUCACCACCAAAACUUCUCCUCCAGUUCCCUCCUCUGCAAGACCCUGUAGCCUCUGCACCUGUUUUCUCGUCUUUAAGGGUAGGGAUUGCCCCCCUCCCCACGCCCCCAUCUCUGAUCCUCCCACCCUCACCCGCCCACCCCGCGGGUGAGUGCGGUGCCCAGGCGCGCGUGGCCGGAGAGGUCGGCUGCAGAGCCGGCAGCGCCAGCCACCCAGCCGCUCGCACUGCUCCAGCUGCCUGACCGCGCAGCGCGGGCUGUCCUGGACCCUAGGAGCGGACGGAACCGGACUUGCUUUGGGGACCUUCCAGGGCCCUCUCCGGGUCUGCUGGCUCAUCAUCGGACAGACCCUUCGCCCACAUCUUGUUUCCGCGUCUUGGCAGUUGUAGACUCUUGUGCUGCUUGCGGGCUAAGUGGAACUGUACUGAAAAUGGGUCCAAUAGGUGCAGAGGCUGACGAGAACCAGACAGUGGAAGAAAUAAAGGUGGAGCAAUAUGGGACACAAACCACACCUAGAGGUGAACUGGCCCAUGACCCUGAGCCAGAACUUAUAGAUAGUACCAAGUUGAUUGAGGUACAAGUUGUCCUCAUAUUGGCCUAUUGCUCCAUCAUCUUGCUUGGGGUAAUUGGCAACUCCUUGGUCAUCCACGUGGUGAUCAAAUUCAAGAGCAUGCGCACAGUAACCAACUUUUUCAUUGCCAAUCUGGCAGUGGCAGAUCUUUUGGUGAAUACUCUAUGUCUACCAUUCACUCUUACCUAUACCUUAAUGGGGGAGUGGAAAAUGGGUCCUGUCUUGUGUCACCUGGUGCCCUAUGCCCAGGGCCUGGCAGUACAAGUAUCCACAAUCACCCUGACAGUAAUUGCCCUGGAUCGGCACAGGUGCAUCGUCUACCACCUGGAGAGCAAGAUCUCCAAGCGAAUCAGCUUCCUGAUUAUUGGCUUAGCCUGGGGCAUCAGUGCCCUGCUGGCAAGUCCCCUGGCCAUCUUCCGGGAGUAUUCGCUGAUUGAGAUCAUUCCUGACUUUGAGAUUGUGGCCUGCACUGAAAAGUGGCCUGGUGAGGAGAAGAGCAUCUAUGGCACUGUGUACAGUCUUUCUUCCUUGUUGAUCCUGUAUGUUUUGCCUCUGGGCAUCAUAUCAUUUUCCUACACUCGCAUUUGGAGUAAACUAAAGAAUCAUGUCAGUCCUGGAGCUGCGAAUGACCACUACCAUCAGCGAAGGCAAAAAACCACCAAAAUGCUGGUGUGCGUGGUGGUGGUGUUUGCGGUCAGCUGGCUGCCUCUCCACGCCUUCCAGCUUGCCGUUGACAUUGACAGCCAGGUCCUGCACCUGAAGGAGUACAAACUCAUCUUCACAGUGUUCCACAUCAUCGCCAUGUGCUCGACUUUUGCCAAUCCACUUCUCUAUGGCUGGAUGAACAGCAACUAUAGAAAGGCUUUCCUCUCGGCCUUCCGCUGUGAGCAGCGGCUGGAUGCCAUUCACUCUGAGGUGUCAGUGACACUCAAGUCUAAAAAGAACCUGGAGGUCAGAAAGAACAGUGGCCCCAAUGACUCUUUCACAGAGGCUACCAACGUCUAAGGAAGAUAGGGUGUGAAAACGUAUGGAUGAAUUCUGACCAGAGAGCUAUAAAUCUGGUUGACGGUGGCUCACAAGUGAAAAUUGAUUUCCCAUUUUAAAAAAGAAGAGGAUCUAAAUGGAAGCAACUGCUGUUUAAUUCCUGGAAAACUGGCUGGGUAGAGCCUGUGUGAAAAUGCUUGAAUUCAAAGAUAAGGCAACAAAGUGGUUUACUUAACAGUUGGCUGGGUAGUAGUUUGAAUUAUGAGUAAAAGUAGAAAGAAAUACUUUUGACCAUUUUCCUGGAGGGAAGAAAACUUGAACAAGGAAUUAGUAUUACCAGCAUUGCUAAGAGAUGGUGGGUAAAUAAGUUGACACAUUAGGACCUGGAUUGGGGAUGCUGUGGAGUUCACUGCUCCCUGUUCAGCUGAUGAAAACACCAUUGAACAGAAAUUUCUCCAGGGAGCCACAAGCUCUUCUUCAUGGCAUUUUGAUUUUUUUGUUCAUUCUCUAGACAAAAUCCAUCAGGGAAUGCUGCAGGUAAAGGUCACCUACUAUAUGAAUGGUUUCAAGGAAAUAAACUGAAAUUUGCUAUAUAAUUAAUAUUUUGACAGAUGAUGGGGGAACUCCUCAACACUCAGUGAGCCACUUGUUCUUAACACCAGUUGCAUGUUUGGUGAAAAUUUCUUCAACUCUGAAUCAAAAGCUGAAAUUCUCAGAAUUACAAGAAAUGCAAACCGUCAUUUAAUUUCUAAUUUCAAGUUAACAUCUGCUUUAUGGAGAUACUAUUUAGAUCACAAGAAUAUAACUUGAUAAUUUUAAUCAUGGUUAAUUGUUAUACCUUUUUGAACAGGUAUAAUUUCUGUUAUUCCUGUUGGAGCUAAAUUUGUCUACACUAAAAUUUAAAGCAGAUUAGAGAAUAAUUUUUGUGGCAUGUUGUAACAUUUUACAGUGUUUAUAAGCUAUUUUUGCAUAGGUACAUAGCUCUGAUGUGUUUAAAGAACACUGCAGUGUUAUUUUCUUUGAAAUUCAUCUUCCAUGAACCCAUACUAAAUAAAACAAUGCAGUUACAUUAAAAUGGACCCAUCUGGUAAGAGACACUAAAAACAUUGUAUUCAUUUCGUCUUGCAAAUGUUGUAUUUCAACCAAUUUUACAUAGGUUAUUUAUCUUCUUUUCAAAAUAAUUAGCUAUAUUUUUGUAUAAAAUGAAUAUAUACAUAAUAAAAUUGUUCCUAUAAAUAGUAGAAUAGAUGUUACAGUAUUUUUUAUUUAAUUAUUUUAUGAAUAAAAUUGUUAUUUCAAUAGUACUUGACCAAAGAUGCUUUAAAAGCCUUCUAUGUUCAUAAAAAAUAACUGAGAUAUUAAACUAGUCAUAUGUCUUUAGAUGCUGUUAAAGUUUCAUUACAGUCAUAUCUUUUGUAAAUGUGACAAAAUUUGUGAAUAUAUUUUUAACACAAAAAACUUCAAUGUGCAUAUUAUGUAUAGUUAUAACAUUAAUUUUAUGAACUGGAGAGCUUCACUUUAUGGACAUAUUUAAAAUUCAUACUAUAGCUUUUAUUAAAUUCCUUCUAUGAUAUAUAUAAAAGAUUUUUUUAAGUGCACUGCACUUCUGGAAUACUGAAGAAGAAUGAAAACAAUAUGUUUGAUUAGGUGGAAGACUUUAAGAAUAGAAUUAAAAAAAUGUAUAUCUGUAAUAUAUAAUUGAAAGGUUCAUUUUUCUGAAUUUUUCUGAUUCAUUAGACUCAGAAAAAUUGUUAAAAAAUGAGCUUUUUGUCUUUUAAAUAGCAAUUACUUUGCUUCAGAUGCUUGUAAAAAACUAUGGUUAAAGAUUUACCCUCCCCCUUGGUGAAUUCUUACACUGUAAGAAAUGUAUAUGCUACUGUGUAACAUGUUGUAGUAGUAAAUUAUUAGAAUCCAAUUAAUGAUUCAAUUAACAUGUAUCUGAUUCAAUUCAUUAUGUAAAUUCAUUAAUAAAAUACUCUUUAUAUAGUGACUUUAUGUUGAAAUUUAAAAGUUGGGAAAAUUAGAGAAAUUGUGUGGAAUUUUAUAUGAGAGUGCUUGUCUAAGAGAAGGCAGUAAGACUAAUGCAACUAAAAAAGAAAAAUAAAGGUGGCUGUUCCACUGUUAG
This is a messenger RNA of Cebus imitator (Panamanian white-faced capuchin), 4206 nucleotides long. It is a transcript of the gene NPY2R, whose product is annotated as neuropeptide Y receptor Y2. Lineage: Eukaryota; Metazoa; Chordata; Mammalia; Primates; Cebidae. Gene Ontology annotation, cellular component: membrane. The record is from RefSeq and is a predicted model, not a curated record. Bases 957 to 2102 code for a protein of 381 amino acids. Gene Ontology annotation, molecular function: neuropeptide Y receptor activity. Gene Ontology annotation, biological process: G protein-coupled receptor signaling pathway. The transcript is spliced from 2 exons.